Messenger RNA from Drosophila santomea, 2853 nucleotides. RefSeq lists its product as uncharacterized. The transcript has 2 exons. The record is from RefSeq and is a predicted model, not a curated record. Gene Ontology annotation, molecular function: nucleic acid binding; zinc ion binding; aspartic-type endopeptidase activity. Bases 1 to 2853 code for a protein of 950 amino acids. Gene Ontology annotation, biological process: proteolysis. Lineage: Eukaryota; Metazoa; Arthropoda; Insecta; Diptera; Drosophilidae.
AUGCCCCUAGAGGGAGACAAGAAAAAGACACCCGCACCUGGAAAAGAACAAAAGUUCAACCCGCAAUCUCCGCUAUCCACUCGCGGUAAGCCAGCACCCAAGUCCGUUAGUCCCAGGGUCAAAACCGCGACUUCCACUCCGAAAGCAAAGGUUUUGCCAUCGACCAGUUCGAAGACAACUCCUAGGAUUGUCAUUUCCCGACCAGUGACGCGAGCGUCUAGUGAGUCUUCUUUAUCGAGAAAAUCCGAGAGUCCCUCCGCUGUCGGGACUGAUUUCCUCCGCGUCACACGCUCUACCACAAAGAAAAUGGCAUCCUCUGAGCAGCCAACGCCCGCAACCGCAGCGUUGCAUAAAUUCAUCGCCGUCAGCGAUCGCGUAAGCCUUUUCGAAGCGAAGAUCAACACUCCUGAUCAAGCCUCUCCGUCCCUACACACGUUACAAGUCCGUCUGCAACAGGUGCGAGCCUUAUGGGACAAAGUGGAAAGAGAGUACGAAACAUGCUCUGACCUAAUGGCCCAAGAAGGAUCCCUCGACACAGUGUCUAUUCUCCAGGCCAAAUAUGACUACUGCUACUCAGUAUACGAGUCAUGUGCAGCACAAAUUGGCGAAACAAUCGACAAAGCAACGGCUCAAGUCGCGCAAGCACCCUCUCAGCCGCUAAUUUCGUCCGGCUGCCGCUUACCUCCAUGCGACACGGAAGUCUUCGAUGGCGACUACCUCCGAUGGCCCACUUUCCGGGACCUAUUCACGGCAAUUUACGUAAACAACCCCAGGCUGACUCCGGUCGAGAAGCUAUUCCAUCUCCUAACGAAAACAAGUGGCGAAGCGAAAGCCAUCGUGGCGAAAUCUCCUCUCGCGAAUGAUGGUUUUGCUUCAGCGUGGGAGGCGCUUCGAGAUCGGUUCCAAAACAAGCGACUUUUAGUCAACAGCCAGCUCAAGCUCCUUUUUAACUUGAGUUCAAUUUCGCAAGAAUCUGGUCAUGCUCUAAAAGAGCUACAAUCCACGAUUCAGGGGUGUUUAACAGCACUAGCGCAUUCCCAGGUAUCCACAGAAAACUGGGAUUGUCUCUUGGUUUUCCUUUGCGCGAGCAAACUGCCCAAGCAGACCCUGUCCUUAUGGGAACAGUCGCUAACUGCCAAAUCCGAGAUCCCAGCUUGGGAAGAAAUGAAUGCCUUCCUGAGCGAAAGGUAUCGGACAUUGGAAGCCAUCGAAGAUAUGAAACCGACUCAGGCAGUUCCAAAAAGGCUUCAAUCCUUCGAGACAAAGGUCAGCACCAAACAGAAAGGGUGUGACUUAUGUUCUAAGGAGAACCAUCCGGUCAGAUUGUGCCCGCGUUUUCUUCAAAUGUCUGUUGACUCGCGCUCCGGCUAUAUAAAAAAGAAGCAGCUAUGUCUGAAUUGUUUUGCCAGAGGUCACCAGCUACGCGACUGCACAAGCACACACAGCUGCUUUACAUGUAAGGGCAGGCACCAUACGCUGCUGCACCGCAGCCCCCCAAAUUCCGAAAAUGCGAGUUCCUCAACCUCGCCCCCUACACAGCAACCUCCGAGACCCUCCAGCAGAAAUGCAUCGGCAAGCACCUCAGCGGUGCAAACUUUUUUCGCGUCCGGCACUUCAGCCGUCCUACUGAGAACAGCGAUCAUUGACGUGUGCCAUUUGGGGACGAACUACCGAGCCCGAGCCUUAAUCGACUCGGGAUCCGAGGCGACGUUCAUUUCAGAACGCCUGUUCAACCUCAUCAAGUUGCCAUUCCGCAACACCCAGACCCAAGUCUCCGGGUUAAAUCAUUCCGUCUCCGCGAAAUCCUCGAAGCUGUGUCACUUCGGGUUUCGCUCUCCUACUAAGCCAGGUCUACAGUUAGACACUGAAGCGUACGUCCUUCCGGAGCUCUCAGGCAAACUGCCCUCCUAUCCGAUCCCUCGGAAUUCUUUGAAGGACCUGCCCGCACUCCGCUGGGCAGAUCCUACCUUUUUUGAGAGCUCUCAAAUUGAUGUACUGAUCGGGGCUGACAUUCUACCAUCCAUAAUGAUGGAUGGCACCCAACAAAAUAUUUGCGGAUUUGCCGAUUUCCAAGGCAAGUUCUGGGAGGUGGAGGAUCUACCAGUAAAGAUGGUAAAAGAGUCGGACUCCUAUUGUGAAAGGAACUUCCUCCAAACAACAACAAAAGACGCAAGCGGGAGGUACGUGGUGACGCUCCCGUUCCGGGACCCCGAGAAUACCGGAUCCGAUUUAGGAUAUUCAAGAUCCAUUGCGUUAGCUCAGUUUCUUAGAAACGAAAAUCGUUUAAAAAGAGACUUUCCCUUAAAAGAGCAAUAUGACAGCGUGAUCCAGGAGUACCUGGAUCUGGGUCAUAUGAAAGAAGUUCCGCCGACUCACAAUUCUCCCUCGUAUCAUCUUCCUCAUCACGCGGUAGUUAAGCCCGAAAGCACCACUACAAAGCUUCGCGUUGUAUUCAACGCUUCAAGUCCGUCGGCAAAUGGGACCAGCUUAAAUGAUAUCCUUCAUGCUGGUCCAGUCCUACAAUUCGAUCUAACGAUCCAGGUCCUGAAAUGGCGUUAUUUUCAAUACGUCUUCAGUGCAGACAUUACGAAAAUGUAUCGUCAGAUCUGGGUCGAUCCAAAGCAUACCCCGUUUCAAAGAAUUCUGUUCCGAAACAAGGAAGGAGACAUCCGAGACUUUGAACUAAAAACAGUUACCUUCGGGGUCAACUGCGCCCCCUUCCUCGCCAUUCGAAUCUUGCAACAGCUGGCAGAGGAUAUCCAAGUGCCAUUUCCAAAUGCCAGCCGCAUCAUCCAGCAGCACAUGUACGUCGACGACGUUCUGGCAGGGGCGAAUUCCGUAAACGAAGCCUAA